AUGCUAAGGAUCUUUAUUUUAAUCGCUCAUGCUGUUUUAGUUCUUUCAGCUUGCCCAAAUGAUAGUUUAACUGCUGGUGGAAGACUUAGCUGCAAUAAGCCAAAAUACAUGACUGACAACCUUAUAUGCACAGAGGAGUGUCCAACUCGCUUUUCAGAUGAAAAUACUUGUCCUAGCUGCUAUAAAUAUUGCGCUGGGCCUGAUCCUUCAAAUACAAUUUUAUUCACUUUAGAAUUUUCUGGUUUUCAAGAUUUUACGUUUGACAAAAUACAGGAUCCCAGCGGCACAGAAUUUUUAAACCCAGGAGGAAUCCCAUUUAAUGAUCAAUCACAAAAUUCCCCUUUACCUACCUUAGACCGUGGGUUUUAUUUUGCCCCUACAUCUGGGAUGUCCAGCAACACAAGUUUUAUCCCAGGUCUUUAUUUUAUUUUAAAUUAUGAAUAA
Molecule: messenger RNA, 444 nt
Organism: Blepharisma stoltei
Lineage: Eukaryota; Ciliophora; Heterotrichea; Heterotrichida; Blepharismidae
Source: the annotation of a GenBank genome assembly